AUGAAGAAGUCGUUAACGUUAAGUGUAAUAACUCUAUAUAANGAAAACAAAAUUGAAUCCAUGGAACGCCGCCAAAUAUCAAAUGAUAUUAUCAUUGAUGGAAUACCUGAAAAUAAAACAGAAGAUUGCACUCAAUUAGUCCACCAAAUAUGUAAAGAAUUAAAUUCAAAUAUAAACGUGUCAAUGAUAAAUGAUUGUCACAGAAUCGGUUUUAACCGUAACAACGCACGUCCCAGAAGAAUUAUAGUUAAAUUCAUAAAUCACCAAGAUAAAAUAAAUACACUUAAAGCUCGCCAAAUAAAAAGAAACUUUUCUACUAAGGACAUUAACUUACAGCCUGAUAUGCCUAUCUACAUAAGAGAAAAUUUAACUACAAAAGGUAGCAAGCUAUUCAAAGAAGCAAGAGACAUCAAAAAAUCACUCAACUUUCAAUUCGUCUGGACGAAAAAUGGUCUUGUUUUCCUACGAAAAAACGAAACGGAUAAAAUCAUACGUGUUGACAAUGAGGAAGUAAUUUUGAAAUUAAAAUCACAGUAUGAUCAUUUAAACUCAACAAACCUAAAUUCGUAAAUAUAAAAUUUAUAUACUCAUUACUUUUAUACCUAUAUUUAGUUUAUAUAAUUUAUCAUACACACAUAUUACCUCGUCUUUAUACAAAUUUAAUACUACAUUUCAACUUUAUACAUAAUAUUAUCUUAUACAAUUAUUAUUUCUAUGUUAAA
Daktulosphaira vitifoliae (grape phylloxera) is the source of this 722-nucleotide messenger RNA. RefSeq lists its product as uncharacterized. The coding region runs from base 1 to 570 and encodes 189 amino acids. The record is from RefSeq and is a predicted model, not a curated record. Lineage: Eukaryota; Metazoa; Arthropoda; Insecta; Hemiptera; Phylloxeridae. The transcript is spliced from 2 exons.